UUUCAAUCUCUUUCCCUUCCUUUCCUUGAAAAUCACUCUCCACGAUCAUGGCAGCACUCAAUUCGAGCACUUGGGCCAAACCUCAAUUCCAUCACCCUCUCUCUUCUUCUUCCUCAUUAUUAACAGACAUGGGCUUCCCCACUAGGUUUCCCAAGAAGCCCAUUGGAGAGGUGGUGAAUUGUGCUCUACACUCCCCCCCAGUGACCCAUUUUCCAAACCAACCCUUCACAAAAACACUCCAAAUUACCAAAGAACCUACCUACCCCCCCGCGGAAAGGCCUCAGUGGAACCCAUUCCAAAAAGCCGCCGCCAAGGCCCUCGACAUGUUCGAGAGCGCGUUGCUCUCACGCGAGCUCAGCCAACCCCUCCCCAAAACCACUGACCCACGCGUCCAAAUUGCCGGUAACUUCGCCCCCGUUCCGGAACACCCCGUCCAACAUUCCCUCCCCGUUAUUGGCACAAUCCCAGACGCAGUUAACGGCGUUUAUCUCCGUAACGGCGCCAACCCAUUGUUCCAUCCCAAAGCCGGUCACCACCUCUUCGACGGCGACGGAAUGGUCCACGCCGUUAAAAUCAAUCACGGCACCGCCAGCUACGCCUGCCGCUUCACCGAAACGCAGCGUCUCAUUCAGGAGCACGCAUUGGGAAAACCGGUGUUUCCGAAAGCAAUCGGCGAGCUCCACGGCCAUUCCGGCAUCGCGAGGCUGAUGCUGUUCUACGCGAGAGGCUUGUGCGGCAUCGUCGACCACCGCAGCGGCGCCGGCUCCGCCAACGCUGGCCUGGUCUUCUUCAACGGAAAACUCCUCGCCAUGUCGGAGGACGACCUCCCCUACGAGCUCCGAAUCACCGCCUCCGGCGACCUCGAAACAAUCGGUCGCUACAGCUUCCACGACCAGCUCAAUUCCUCCAUGAUCGCGCAUCCGAAGGUGGAUCCUAUCUCCGGCGAGCUUUUCACUCUAAGCUACGACGUCACGAGCAAGUACCUCAAAUACUUCCGUUUCUCGCCGGAGGAGGAGAAGAAGUCGCCGGACGUGGAAAUCCCCCUCGGCGCCGCGACGAUGACGCACGACUUCGCGAUCACGGAGAAUUUCGUCGUGAUCCCAGACCAGAAGGUGGUGUUCAAGCUCGGCGAAAUGAUAAAAGGAGGAUCGCCGGUGAUCUACGACGACGAGAAGAAAUCGCGGUUCGGAAUUCUUCCGAAGUACGCCUCCGACGCGUCGAGCAUCGUGUGGGUGGAGUCACCAGACACGUUCUUCUUCCACUUCUGGAACGCGUGGGAGGAACGCGAGACGGACGAAGUUGUAGUAAUAGGUUCCUGCAUGACGCCACCGGAUUCAAUAUUCAAAGACACCGAAGAGAGUCUGAAAAGUGUCUUAACAGAAAUAAGGCUUAACAUAAGAAGCGGGAAGUCGACGCGGCGUGUGGUGGUAGAGGAAAUGAACCUGGAGGCGGGGAUGGUGAACCGGAACAGGCUGGGGAGAAAAACCCGGUUCGCGUACUUGUGCAUAGCGGAACCGUGGCCGAAGGUGUCGGGAUUCGCGAAGGUGGACCUGGAGAGUGGGGAAGUGAAGAGGCACGAGUACGGAGAGAGAAGGUUCGGGGGAGAGCCAUUCUUUUUGCCAACACGUGGAGAGAAUGGGAAUGAGGAUGAAGGGUACGUGAUGGCUUUUGUGCAUGACGAGGUGACGUGGCAGUCCGAGUUGCAGAUUCUGAAUGCACUUGAUUUGAAGUUGGAGGCCACCAUCAUGCUGCCUUCCAGAGUGCCCUAUGGCUUUCAUGGCACGUUUGUGGAGGCUAUGGAUUUGCCCCAGUGACUCCAGCUCAGCUCCGGUAAACGGUCAAAAUCAUUUCACUUUCUUUCUACUCAAUAAAUAUAAUAUAAACAUGGAAUCAGCUUGUAGCUUUGGACUAUGUAAGCUCAGCUGCUUUCUGUUUCUUUCUUCUUCUUUUUUAAGAAAUAUAUAAAUUUAAUUUAUUUAAAAGAAAGAAUAAUUCACUUUCCGUUCUGCUAUUUGAUCUGUUAUGCAGUCACACGAUUUUAUUCUUAUAAUAAAAAAUGUUUCUAUGAAGAUAUUUUAUAAACAAUGCGUACGUGACUUUAACUCUAAGCAACAAGAGACUUUGUGUCUGAAUGAAUAGAAUCAUACUUUGCCUUUCUGAGUCCUUUGUCAUCCGUCAUA
Glycine soja is the source of this 2180-nucleotide messenger RNA. RefSeq names its product 9-cis-epoxycarotenoid dioxygenase NCED2, chloroplastic-like. NCBI's taxonomy places the organism in Eukaryota, Viridiplantae, Streptophyta, Magnoliopsida, Fabales, Fabaceae. Gene Ontology annotation, biological process: carotene catabolic process. Gene Ontology annotation, cellular component: chloroplast stroma. Bases 48 to 1814 code for a protein of 588 amino acids. The record is from RefSeq and is a predicted model, not a curated record. Gene Ontology annotation, molecular function: carotenoid dioxygenase activity. The transcript has a single exon.